Molecule: messenger RNA, 2012 nt
Organism: Myxocyprinus asiaticus (Chinese sucker)
Lineage: Eukaryota; Metazoa; Chordata; Actinopteri; Cypriniformes; Catostomidae
Product: shootin-1-like
Exons: 17
Coding region: 79-1794 (571 amino acids)
Source: RefSeq, a predicted model, not a curated record
GUGUGACAGAAAGGGCCUUAGAUGAUCAGACACAAGCACAAAGUUUCUUGGCUUUUACUGAGUCUAAAAAUAUAAAUAAUGUGGAAUCUUGGAUCAGAUGCCAGAAUUUCAGAUUCUGAGGAGGAGAGCACCUCAGAAGAUGAAAGGGACAUUCAGUGUGAGAUUCUGGAGAAAGAGAGAGAUGAUGCAAAUGAAAAGCUGUCGAGAAUGGAGAAGGCCUCUUCUCAACUGCUCAAGGAACUGGAUGUGUUGGAGAUGCAGUUUCAGAUCGAACGUUCCUGCAGGGAGACCGCAGAGGCCUUUGCACUGAAAGUGACAAAAGAUUUCAAAACAUUAAAGAGGAAAAGCCAAGCCAUGCUUCCCCUGAUUCCUGAGACUCCAGAAAACCUCUCUGUCCUGAACCUGGACCCUGAAGCUGACCCUGGACCUGAGACAAGUACUGAGGAAGACAGCGGUGAAGAUCCGCUUCUGAUGAGUCAGAAUCAAAUUAGAGAGCUACAGUCAUCUGUUGACCAGUUACUUGGGGAGAAAAUUCAACUCUGUGAACAGGUGGAUCUCCUUAAGAAAGAGAAAGAAGAUCUGAAGGAAAAGCUGGUGCUGGAGGUCGGGGAGAAGGAGGCCCUUCUGAGGAAGCUCAGUAAGCAGAGUAGAACUGUGAAUAAAAUAAAGAGAGUGUCCCAGCUUGUUACAGAGGAGUUUACGGAGAUGUCUCAAAAGCUCGAAAUGGAGCAAGGACUCAGACAACAUGCUGAAGUGUUUGCACACCAGAUACUAGUGAAACAGAAGGAAACCCAGAGACAGAGCAUGGCCUUGGUACAGAACACAGAGACUGAGAAACAACUACAACAAGCUCUAAAUCAAGUGACUGACAUCAGCAAAGCUCUGGAAGAGAUACGACUCUGUUACCAAAAUCAGAUGAAACAAUCACAGACAGCGACUGAGGAUCUUAAUACUUUGUCAGAUCUGGCAGCGGUAAGAACAAAGCUGGAGAUCAGUGAGAAAGAGAAGAGCAACAUGAAGACUCAGCUGAAAGACUCACAACUAUCCGUUAUUUCUCUUCAAGAGGAAAUCAAGCAGCUCCAGGACAGACUGAGAGAGAUGGAGAAACUUCCUUCUCUCAAAUCUAACCAACACAAAGAUGAGAGUGAAAAUUCAGAUGCUGCACCGUCACUGCCACCACCAUUACCAUCUCCUCCCCCUCCUCCUCCUCCUCCACCACCACCACCUCCUCCAUCUUCAACUGUCACUGACCCAUUGAAGGCCUUGAGGAACAGAAAGAAAGGUGGCGACAACACCACUGAAACUGCGGAACCUAAAAUUACUCAGGAUAUGAAGUCCAGAGCUGUGGAUGAAAUGAUGGAGAGAAUCAAGAAAGGCAUCGUUCUUAAACCUAUUAUCAAACCACCACAGGCUGGACCUGAGGAUGAAAAUGCUUGGAAGGAGAAGAAAUCUGAGAACCGGAAAUCAGCUGUGCUGGAACUGCAAGGGAUGCUGGAGUCCAUAAGGAGGCCUGGCCCUCGGAGGGUGGACUCUAAAAAGCGGUUCAGCCGUAAUGUUGGGGAGGCAGAGCUUCAGAUGGUGCUCCAGAGAAGGAGAGCCAUGGAGGAUGACAAAGGAACUCCACCAGCUCCAUCAAAACCCAAAGAUUCACCCGUCGCAGUGUCAGCCAGAAGCUCUUUGCCCUGGGUGGGGGAGAGUGGAAGCACCCCUGUCCUCCGAAGGCUUCAGCAGAACCGUGAGAGGAGAACCUCUCGCAUAAUGGCUUCAGAGUCCAUUAUAUGGGAAGAAAAGUGAUUUCAGUGUGACCUUCUGCACUAUUGAGAAAUGUGAUGUUGAACUAAGUAUGUCUUAGACACCGAUUUCCUUUUCCCAGAUGCCUCCUGGAAUUUUUUUAGAGUUAAAUGUCAAAAAGCUGAAUAAAGCUUUAACCCUAUUAACUUGUAGCUGUUGAAAACUGUGAUAAAAAAACAAAAACAAUGACCCAAGCAUUCACAACUGAAUUAAGAAAGAAA